Messenger RNA from Lacerta agilis (Sand lizard), 2138 nucleotides. RefSeq names its product CD2 associated protein (gene CD2AP). Gene Ontology annotation, molecular function: protein binding. The record is from RefSeq and is a predicted model, not a curated record. The coding region runs from base 97 to 2037 and encodes 646 amino acids. The transcript has 18 exons. Lineage: Eukaryota; Metazoa; Chordata; Lepidosauria; Squamata; Lacertidae. Gene Ontology annotation, cellular component: plasma membrane; cell leading edge; cytoplasm.
UGGCGGCGGCGGCGGCGGCGGCGGCGUUGUCGGGCACCGGGCGAGGGGCUCCGAGCGACGCGUCUCGCUGCCUCCGCCCAGCCGGGUCCGCGCAGCAUGGUUGAGUAUGUUGUGGAGUAUGACUACGAUGCAGUGCAUGAUGACGAGCUGACUAUUCGAGUUGGUGAAAUCAUAAGGAAUGUGGCAAAACUAGAAGAAGAAGGAUGGCUGCAAGGAGAGCUCAGUGGGCGAAGAGGCAUGUUUCCUGACAACUUUGUUAAGGAAGUUAAGAAAGAGACGGACUCUCAGGACGAUGAUUUGCCAGUCAAGAAGGAAAGGCAUGGGAAUGUUGCCAACCUUGUUCAGCGCAUGAGCACUUACGGGCUUCCAGCAGGAGGAUUCCUGCCCCCUUCCCAGUCUAAAAGCUUCAAGAGGAAAUCGAAAAAGCGGCAAUGCAAAGUUCUUUUUGAGUAUAUUCCUCAGAAUGAAGAUGAGUUGGAGCUCAAGCUUGGAGAUAUUAUAGACGUUAAUGAAGAGGUCGAAGAAGGUUGGUGGAGCGGAACACUAAAUGGCAAAUUAGGACUAUUUCCUUCGAAUUUUGUAAAAGAGCUGGAGGUCAUAGAUGACGGAGAAACCCAUGAAGACCCGGAUGAUGCAGAGCCUGUUUUUCCUGACCCGCUCUCACCUGUAACCCCACCAGGGAAUAUUACUGAGUCUGGGCCUGCACUGAUAGCACAGCCAAAGAAAAUCCGAGGAGUUGGGUUUGGAGAUAUUUUUAAAGAAGGUUCUGUGAAGCUUAAGACAAGAUCACCCAGUAAUGAUUCAGAAGAGAAGAAGCAAGAUAAGCCAUUAUUUACUCAUCCAUCUGGACCAAAAGUAACCCAAUUUCCUGGUGCAACGAAAACAGAAAUUGCAACUGAGGUAGCAAAAACAGAAACAGAAAGCAAACAGAAAGCUAAGGAAUAUUGCAAGACUUCGUUUGCCUAUGAAGGUACUAAUGAGGAUGAACUUAGUUUUAAAGAAGGUGAUAUUAUUCAAAUAAUAAGCAAGGAUACUGGAGAGGCUGGGUGGUGGAAAGGCGAGCUUGGUGGUAAAGAAGGAGUUUUUCCAGACAACUUUGCAGUUCAGAUUUAUGAAUCGGAUAAAGAUUUUCCUAAGCCAAAGAAGCCAUCACCUCCUGCAAAAGGUCCAGGUUUAAAGCCAGAGUUUCUGAUGGCAGAGAAGAAGUUUCCUCUUCCCAAGAAUGAAGAAAAAGAUGAAAAAUCAUGUUUGGAUCAGAAAAUAUCUAAACCAGCAGCUCCUCAAGUACCACCCAAAAAGCCUAUCCCACCAAACAAGGCAAAUAAUGUGCUGAGAUCUGGGAUUUCGCAUUUAAAAUGGCCAGAUAAACCAGUUGUGCAACCACCAGUAUCUAAGACAAAUGGGGAAGUUGUUUCCUGGCGACCAAAAUCUGAAAUUGAACCAGCAACAAAACCAAAGUUAGAUUCUGAACAGUUACCACUGAGACCAAAAUCAGUAGAGGUAGAUUCAGUUGCAAUAAAGAACUUAAAAGAAGCAGAAAUUUCAAGUUUUGAUCAUAUAAUAGCUACCUCAGAUAAUUUAUCACAUCCCACUGCAAAUAGGCCAAAGAUGCCUGGCAGGAGGCUUCCCACUCGCUUCAAUGGCAGUAAUUCUACUACUCAGAAUUUAAGCAUGGAGAAAAGUGGGAAGGAGCAUAAAGAGGAGGAAGAAAGUGCCAAAGUAAAGCCACCUGAAUUUAAAAAGCCAUCUCUAUUUGCUCCACCACUUCUGUCUUCAUCACCAAGACCAAAUUCUUUUGUACUCAGCGCUGUUACCGGGGAAAUGAAACUUAAACAGGAAACAGACGAAAGGGAGAAGCCUUCUCUGGAAGACCUCAGGUCACAGGUUUUUGACCUGCUAGCUGUCGUAGAAACACUAAAGAAAGAACAUGGGAAGGAACUGGAAAAACUGAAAAGGGAGUUGGAGAAAGAGAAGCAGAUGCGAAGUAACCUAGAGGUGGAAAUAGAGAAGCUCAAGAAAGCUGUCAUAACGACAUGAAAGAGCCAUAGACCUUGCCAGGAUUUUGGAGUCAAAAUACAAAUGAAGCUAACUUGACUUUUCUUUUUUUACUUCAAACCAAUGAAUGGGCAGCAUUCCAU